AUGCGAAAAUAUCUCGUCAUAUUAAUCCUCUUCAGUACUUUUGGAAGCACUGUUUUAUCCAAUCCUUCACCGGCUGAAAAAUAUUAUAAAAGUGCCACUGCCUACCAUGAUCUCGGAGAAUUCGAGCAAGCUAUCUCCGAAUACAGAAAAGCCAUCGCGCUUGAUCCAAAUUCCCCUAUCAUUUACAACAGGCUCGGUAUCGCAUACUCCGAGUUGAAACAAUACGAUGCAGCACUUGAUGCUUAUCAGAAGGCAAUUGAUUUGUCUUCUAUGACUGCUGAACCGCACUAUAACAUUGGUGUGGUUUACCUCAAGAAGGGGGACUUUCCUCUCGCUGCUGAGGCGUUUAAACGUGCGAUUGCUGUUGAUGCAGAAUGGGGAGAUCCCUACACAGGACUUGGUGAAGUCUACUUGAAACAGGGUAAUUUUGAACGGGCGACACUCGCCUAUAAAGAAGCCUCACGCCUCAAUCCAAAAGAUGCUGGUGCCAUUUUGGGAUUAAGUAAAGUAUCUCUAAAACAGGGACGCUUGGAUGAGGCGAUUACCGCUAUUGAGAAUGUGAUUGAAAUUCAGGUGGAUAAUACAGAAGCGCACUACCAACUCGCUCAGAUUUACGUCAAACGUGGUGAAACGGAAAAGGCUGCCGCAGCGAUGGCGUUUUUUAAAGUCCUCAGUCAGACGGAUCCGCUCCUUGAGAAAGCCGAAAUGUGGGUGAAAAGGCACCCCAAUGACGCAAGAGGCUAUAACAAUCUUGGUAUCGUUUACCUUGCACGCCACCGCUUUAAGGGUGCGAUAGCCAACUAUAAACACGCCAUCUCGCUUGCACCUGAUUUAGCGACUGCACAUUACAACUUGGGGCAUGCUUACCAUAAACAGGGAAAAGUCAAACUCGCGAUUGCGGCGUAUCAGCAGGCUCUUGAUGUAGAUACGGAACUCGCGAUUGCGCAUAAUAAUAUCGCGGUCUGCUAUACCGAAUUGAAGGUGGACCUGGACAAGGCACUCUUUCACGCGCGAACCGCUGUCCGUCUUGCACCGACUGAGGGAAAUUAUUGGGAUACGCUCGCUCAAAUUUGUGACGCACUUGGGUUGGAAAAUGAAGCACAACGUGCGCGUGAGAAACAGGAAGAGUAUUCCGGCAACAAUGAGAUGCCUCUAUUUAUGUUGUUAUCUUCUUCACUCUGA
Geodia barretti is the source of this 1182-nucleotide messenger RNA. NCBI's taxonomy places the organism in Eukaryota, Metazoa, Porifera, Demospongiae, Tetractinellida, Geodiidae. The record is from the annotation of a GenBank genome assembly.